Messenger RNA from Rubroshorea leprosula, 2874 nucleotides. The record is from the annotation of a GenBank genome assembly. NCBI's taxonomy places the organism in Eukaryota, Viridiplantae, Streptophyta, Magnoliopsida, Malvales, Dipterocarpaceae.
ACCUCUAUUUCUCUCCUCCAAUUCUUCCUCCUCCUCAGACUCUUGAUUUGUUUAAUAAAUUUCAUUUUUUUUAUUUGGGUUUCCAUGCAAUCUUCAGAACAAUCAUUGAUACAACUGGUAAAUCCAUGAUAUCAACCUAUUUCAUUUUUUUUUCUUGACCUUUGCCCCUCCAUUUCUCUGCUUCAUCUACUCGCCCUGCAAACCGAGAUCCAAUUCCAGGUGCUUGGAUAGGGCUCCAGCAUUGAAAAAGGAACAUAGUAGUUCAUAUAAUAUCACUUUGAUUCUGAGUUUAUUGCCGAAGGAGAUAUUGAGAUGGUGUUUUCUAUUCAAAAAUGGAAAUGCUCGUGGUCUCUGGUGUCUUCAAUUGCUUCCGUUAUUGUUUUGGUUUCUGUAGUUCAUCUAUUUCUGUUUCCUGUGGUGCCUUCUUUUGAUUACUUCAGUACUCGGCAAGUUCAGAACUCUUGUAUUCCAAUUAAUGCAUCAAUUGAACGUGGAACUCAUAAUGCUAGGGAAAAUAUGCAACCAGGUGUUAGUUUAGAUCAAAAGUUUCCAUCUGAUUUGCAUAAUGCAGUGGUUUAUCGUAAUGCGCCAUGGAAAGCAAAUAUUGGGCAGUGGCUUUCUGGUUGUGAUGUGGUUACUGGGGUAGUAAACAUUGUUGAGACAGUAGGUGGCAGGGGCUGCGAGAAUGACUGUAGUGGUCAAGGUGUUUGUAAUCAUGAAUUGGGACAAUGUCGGUGCUUUCAUGGGUUUAGUGGGGAAGAUUGCUCUGAGAGGUUGCACUUGAGUUGCAAUUACCCAGCAACACCAGAGCAACCCUAUGGGCGUUGGGUUGUCUCAAUCUGUUCUGCCUAUUGUGACACUACAAGAGCUAUGUGCUUUUGUGGAGAAGGCACAAAAUACCCAAAUCGCCCUGUGGCAGAGUCAUGUGGGUUUCAAAUCAAUCUGCCUUCUGAACCUGGCGCUCCCAAACUGACUAAUUGGUCAAAAGCUGACCGGGAGAAUAUAUUCACAACAAAUGGUAGCAAACCUGGAUGGUGUAAUGUAGACCCUGCUGAUGCAUAUGCUUCCAAGGUGCAAUUCAAAGAGGAGUGUGACUGCAAAUAUGAUGGUCUCUGGGGACAUUUCUGUGAAGUGCCUGUGCAAUCUAUAUGUAUAAAUCAAUGCUCCAGACAUGGGCAUUGCCGUGGUGGAUUUUGUCAGUGCAGUGAUGGAUGGUAUGGAAUGGACUGCAGUAUUCCUUCUGUUAGGUCACCAUUAGGGGAGUGGCCUAAGUGGCUUCGACCUGCUGAGGUUGAUAUUCCUAAUGAUGCACUUACAGGGAGUUUUGUCAACCUCAAUGCUGUAGUGAAAAGGAAAAGGCCCCUUAUAUAUGUUUAUGAUUUACCGCCGAACUUCAACAGUUUACUUCUUGAGGGACGGCACUUCAAGUUUGAGUGUGUAAAUAGAAUCUAUGAUGAUAGGAAUGUGACAAUAUGGACUGAUCAGUUGUAUGGCUCCCAGAUGGCACUCUAUGAAAGUAUUUUAGCAAGUCCUCAUCGAACGUUAAAUGGUGAAGAAGCAGACUUUUUCUUCGUUCCUGUUCUGGAUUCAUGCAUCAUAACCCGUGCUGAUGAUGCACCUCACCUUAGUAUGAAGGAGCAUAUGGGAUUGAGGAGCUUUCUGACUUUGGAAUUCUAUAGGAAGGCAUAUGAUCACAUUGUUGAGAAAUAUCCUUACUGGAAUCGCUCAUCAGGACGAGACCAUAUUUGGUUUUUUUCAUGGGAUGAAGGUGCUUGCUAUGCGCCUAAGGAGAUAUGGAAUAGCACGAUGUUGGUUCACUGGGGUAAUACAAAUUCAAAGCAUAACCAUUCAACAACAGCUUAUUGGCCUGACAAUUGGAAUGACAUUUCUUCUGAUAAAAGAGGCAACCAUCCUUGUUUCGACCCUCAUAAAGACCUUGUGCUUCCUGCAUGGAAACAUCCUGAUAACUAUGCACUGAACAAGAAACUUUGGUCUACGCCUCGUGAGAUGCGGAAGAAACUAUUUUAUUUCAAUGGAAACCUUGGACCAGCUUAUACAAAUGGAAGACCAGAAGAUUCGUAUAGUAUGGGUAUCAGACAAAAACUUGCAGAAGAGUUUGGAUCCAGCCCUAACAAGGAGGGAAAACUUGGAAAGCAACAUUCAGAAGAUGUCAUUGUGACACCUCUACGUUCUGGAAAUUAUCAUGAGGAUUUGGCCAGUUCUGUUUUCUGUGGGGUCCUGCCUGGAGAUGGUUGGAGUGGCCGGAUGGAAGAUAGUGUUCUACAAGGGUGCAUUCCUGUAAUUAUUCAGGAUGGAAUCUUCUUGCCCUACGAGAAUGUGCUCAACUAUGAUAGCUUUGCUGUUAGAAUACGUGAAGAUGACAUCCCAAAUUUGAUAAAGAUUCUUCGGGGAUUUAAUGAGACUGAAAUAGAUUUCAAGUUGAGAAAUGUGCAGAAAAUCUGGCAGCGGUUCUUGUAUCGUGACUCUAUUUUGUUAGAAGCUGAGAGGCAAAAAACUGUUUUUGGCCAUGUAGAUGAUUGGGCAGUUCAAUUCUUGCAAUUAACUGAAGAUGAUGUCUUCUCCACAUUUUUACAGGUUUUGCACUUCAAGUUACAUAAUGAUCCAUGGAGGCGACAGCUUGUUAAUGUGAAGAAAGAAUAUGGAUUAUCACAAGAAUGUCUGAUAAAAUCCGAGUAAAUUGCAUGCUGCCUCAGAGAUUGCUGAAGUUCAACAAGAGGCAAAAGACAGCAUUGAUGCAUAUGCCUUUUCACUUUGGAUAUUAAAAAGAAGCUACAGCUACAGCUUAGAUGCAUAACCGUGUAGCAAGCUAGAUGUAUUCAAACCAAGCAUUUGUGGGAAAAGAAUAAAAUUUUU